GGGAUGACGGGUGCGUUUGAGAGCGAGGGCGUGCUGGUGGAAGUUUGAGCAGGUGGAGCAACUUGUAUGAGGAUUAAAGCGACAGACGAAUUUGAGUGGAAUGCUGCAGAAUGGAAUUGUACGAUAACCUUGCAUGAACCGUGUCCGUCCGUCAACAUGUGCCGAUGACUGCAAACUCACCAAAAAGAAAAACUCAUUUAUUCGCCAUCUAAACCGUGGAAAAAGCAAAACUAUGCAAUCCACCCGCACCCAAGCGAACAAAAAAAUCAGUUUUCUGCCACGCACGUGCAUGCAGAACCACACCCGAGAAACCAAAAAACCAAAAGCAAAAAAGCAAAAAAAAAAAGAUGACUUUGAUCGGUCUUAAGCGACGCAGACAAGAUUCGAACUUGCGCGGCCGAAGCCAUGUGAUAUCGGAGAUAGUGAAGCUGCUGCAAAUGAGCUGCGACACGAUUCGAGUCACACCCAUUAACCACUCUGGCACUGCGCCAAUUGAUGGAAUUGAGAUCCACCAACACAAACUAAGUAGUACGUAAUUUUGGUGGGUCGCAAAUGUGAGUUUGGC
This is a messenger RNA of Aplosporella prunicola CBS 121167, 565 nucleotides long. RefSeq lists its product as uncharacterized. Lineage: Eukaryota; Fungi; Ascomycota; Dothideomycetes; Botryosphaeriales; Aplosporellaceae. The transcript has a single exon. The coding region runs from base 348 to 536 and encodes 62 amino acids. The record is from RefSeq and is a predicted model, not a curated record.